AUGGACCUCCCUCCUCCUCAGAAACGAAAGCGCUCCGCAUCGCCUCCGCCGGCGCCGGCGACACUUCUGCCAUCCGCCGCGCCCUUCGACCUCUCCCUCCUCGAAGCCCUAGAGAAAUCCCAGCAGAACCCCAUCGAGACCCUCGACCUCAAAACCCUAAAGAAGCUAGCCCUCUCCCUCGAGCGCCGCCUCAACGCCAACACCGCCGCCCGCCUCAAGUACCCCGACAACCCGGACAAAUUCGCCGACUCCGAGCUCGAGCUCCACGAAGAGCUCCAGAAGCUCAAGAUCCUCGCCGGGGCCCCUGAGCUCUACCCCGACCUCGUCUCCCUCGGCACCGUCAACUCCAUCACUGGCCUUCUCAACCACGACAACGCCGACAUCGCCAUCGACGCCGUCACGCUCCUGCAGGACCUCACCGAUGCUGACGUCGUCGAGGAUAACGACGAGUCCGCGCAGGUUCUCGUCGACUCGCUCAUAGAGAAUAAUGCAGUGGAGCUGCUCGUGCAGAACCUGGCCCGCCUUAACGAUUCCGACCCCGACGAGUCGGCUGCCAUCUACAACACGCUGUCCACCAUCGAGAACCUCAUCGAAGUCAAGCCCUCAGUGUCCGAGCUCGUGUGUGAGAAGACCAAGCUGCUGAAAUGGCUCCAGGCCCGGAUCAAAGUACGCGAGUUUGACAGUAACAAGCAGUACGCAUCCGAAAUUCUGGCCAUUUUGCUGCAGAACAGUGCUGCCAAUCAGAAGAGGUUCGGCCAGAUGAAUGGCGUGGACACUUUACUGCAGGCUGUGGCAAUGUACAAGUCCAAGGACCCAAAGACUGGAGAUGAGGAGGAGAUGGUGGAAAAUUUGUUUGACUGUCUCUGUUGCUUGUUGAUGCCGCUUGAGAAUAAGGAGAGGUUUGUGAAGGCGGAAGGAGUUGAGCUGAUGAUUAUUAUUAUGAACCAGAAGAAAUCCUGCUAUGGCUCUGCAAUCAGGGCUCUGGACUUCGCCAUGACUAAUUAUCCUCCUGCGUGCGAAAGGUUUAUUGAUGUGAUGGGGUUGAAGACCGCAUUCCCUGCUUUUAUGGAGAAUCAGUUGAGUGUGAGUAGAAUGUUUGAUGAAAUACCUUUAAGUAAGAAGAACAAGAAAAAACACUACAAAGAAGAACUCGAAGAACGUCUCAUAUCGCUAAUUGCAUCACUAUUUGGUGGAAUAUUAAGAGGUUCUAGAAGGGAAAGGUUGCUGAGUAAAUUCGUAGAGAAUGAAUGUGAAAAGAUAGACCGACUUAUGGAGCUAUACAUGAGAUAUUCCGAUAGAGUGAAGGCAGAGACUGAACGGCUUAGUCAGCUUGAAUUUGAUGAUUUGGAGAUUGACGAAGAUGAGAAAUAUAGCCGAAAGCUGGACUCUGGGCUGUAUACUCUUCAGUUAAUUGCUGUUAUUCUGGGUCAUCUUUGGACCUCUGAGCACUCCCGUAUGAGAGCAAGAAUUGAACUCUUGUUAAAGCAGCAAAAGCUGACUAAGACUGAUGUUAAAGAUAUACUUCAGGAAUAUCAUGACAACAUUGGUGAUCUUGAUGGACCAGAAGAGAAGGAAAGGGCUCAGUCAAGGAUCUUGAAAUUUAUUUCUGCCCUUACGUGAGAGCAAGCAUUUUGGGGAUAAGCAAAAUCUGUUGAAAAAAUUUUUUGGUAUCGUUGUUUUCAUUUUAUUCCUUGGUGUCACUGUAACUGAGUUGCAUAUGUUGCUGCUCUUACUGAGAAACUUUACGUGCCAAACACCUGGGCAUUCGUGAUUUCCUGUAAAAUUAUUUUGUGUAGAAACUAAGUGUGUUCCCUGCACUUUUCAACCAUCAAUCAGAAAUUGAUAAGUGGGUUAGUGUGUUUGGGUGAUUUUGAGGAAAUUCUUAUUGAUGAUUAUUUUUAUUUUUUUUUAGUAAGAAAAUGGAAUCAAGAAGUUAAAAUUUGCACUGUUCAGGAGUAGCCAGUUUGCUGGCAAAUAGGACUUUGUUAAUCUGCUAUUAAUGUACAUGUACUGAAUGGGCAUCAUUGAGUUUAGUUUUUUUUUGUUUGGGACCUGCUCAUAGUUUAAUGGACAUGGGCUCCAGUAUUUGUCAGGAAUCUGAAUUAGUAUCAUGUCAAUUUCAUGAAUUAUAAAUAAAUUUUGAUUGUUA
Striga asiatica is the source of this 2149-nucleotide messenger RNA. NCBI's taxonomy places the organism in Eukaryota, Viridiplantae, Streptophyta, Magnoliopsida, Lamiales, Orobanchaceae. The record is from the annotation of a GenBank genome assembly.